Messenger RNA from Tetrahymena thermophila SB210, 2085 nucleotides. RefSeq names its product E3 ubiquitin-protein ligase MYCBP2, putative. The transcript has 6 exons. Gene Ontology annotation, cellular component: nucleus. The record is from RefSeq and is a predicted model, not a curated record. Lineage: Eukaryota; Ciliophora; Oligohymenophorea; Hymenostomatida; Tetrahymenidae.
AUGUUGCUAUCUUGUUUUUGUGAAAAAGAAAUCAACUGCAGCUAGUCUGAUAAGGAUUUGAUUACUCAUAUUUCUAACUGCAAGAAAUUUCAAGAAGAGAGCCCUUUAGCUAAAGAAUUUAAUGAUAUUCCAAUAAACGAACUUGAAUUAGAACCACUUUAUAUCUUAAGGGGUGAACUAUUGGGAUAUUUGGUGAAACUUGAAUAAGUUAUAAUGGAAAAAAAAGGAAAUUUAAAGUAAAGCAUUGAUGCAUUAAUUAACGGUAAAUAUUAACUAUCUAUGAAUGGUAGCAAUCAGAAAUAAGAUAAAUAAUAAUAGCUGUAGUAGUAAUCAGAUUCAUAAAAGACUAAUGAAAAAAUAAUAGUUUAAAGAAGGAUGGAAGUAAUUAAUGAGAGUGAAGAAAUUAAAAAAACUAUCAAAAAACCUCUUAAGCAAAAAUAAGAAUUUGAUUAUUUCGAAGAAUCUGAUUUAGAAGAUGAUGGCAAAGCUAAUCAAAAGCAAAACAAAAAUGGUAACCCUGAAAAUAAAAAAAAAGAUAUUUCAGAUUACUAUGAGAAUUCCUAACCAGAAUAGUUAGAUUUAGCUACUAUUUAUGCAACUGAUUAAACAACUUGUAAUGGCUGCAAACAGAAAUUUGAUAGUAAUUUCGAUUGUGAUAAAUUUUGGUUCUUAAAUAAUUGCUUGGAUGUAUUUUGUAAAAAAUGCUUGUUAAAGUAAAUAAAUGAGGAAUAUAUUCCAAAUAAAGGUCAGAUUAAAUGCAAACUUUGUAAAUCAAAGUUCGAAAAAGAGGAUUUCGAAAAUAUUUUAGGUAAAGAAAAAUACGAUAAACUAGAUACUCAAGUACUAGAGUUAGGAUGUGACAUAGUAGUUUGUAUUAAGUGUAAUUAAAAAUUUGACUUCCAAAAGGGAGAUCCCAAUUCUCUUGUAAACAAUAAAGAUGGAAAACAAUUGGAUAAAAAACUACUACAGCAUUAUUCAGAAAACAGAUUUGUUUGUUAAAACGCAGCAUGUAAAACUGAAUAAUGUAGAAGCUGUAAAUCUGUUCCUUAUCACUUAGGCUAUGAAUGCUCUGACUUCUAAAAAUUCUAAGAAUCCAAGAGAUGCAGGUACUGUAACGAACAGUUAUAAGGUAAACCAAGGAAUGAAAAAGCAUUUUAAGAUAUUUGCAAUUCGAAAGAGUGCUCCUUAAAACAAAAAAAUGCAUGCAAUUAAAUCCUUAACUGUGGCCAUCCUUGCUGUGGUAUCAAGAAUGAGCUGAAGUGUCCACCUUGCCUCUUUGAAAAAUGUGCCUAAGAUAAUGAAAGUUUAAAAGGGGUCACUGGUGAGGAAUACUGCAAUAUAUGUUUUAUUGAAGGGUUGAUUAAUGCACCUGUUAUGAGAUCAAAGUGUGGACACAUUUUCCAUUAUAGCUGUCUGAAAAAAAGGCUUGAAGUUAAAUGGCUAUCGCCUAGAAUUGUAUUUAAUUUUUGUUUAUGUCCUUUAUGCAAACAGUGGAUGGAAUUAGCACCAGAUUCAGAUCUAUAUGAUAUGCUAGAGGAAAAUAGAAAGCUAUUCAAUACAAUAAAAGAUAAAGCAAUAAAAAGACUUAAGCACGAAGGAAGAGAGAAAGAUGAAAAGUUGGCAAAAAAAGAUAGUCCGUAUUUUGAAAAACCAGUUGAAUAUGCUAUGGCUAUUUAUUCGUAUUAUAUGUGCUAUAAAUGUAAAGCACCAUAUUUUGGAGGUCUGAAAGACUGUGAAAGAGCUCUAAAUGAUGAUAAAAAAGAUUUUUAACCUAAAGAUUUAAUAUGCCCAAACUGUUGUGAAAUUCCUGUAGAGAAAUGUAAGUAGCAUGGCACUGAAUUCAUAGAAUUUAAAUGCAGAUAUUGCUGUUCUAUAGCUGUCUGGUUUUGUUUUGGAACUACUCAUUUUUGUGAACCGUGUCAUAAUAAUGUAAGUAAUUUACAACGAAUGAAACCAAAAGAUUAUCCUAUUUGCAAAGGGAAAAAAGGGUGUCCAUUUUAAGGAGAGCAUAAUCCAAAUGGGCAAGAAACACCCUUAGGAUGCUCAAUUUGUAGAAACAUUAAGCAAUCAGCUUCAGAAUUUUGA